AUGUAUUCGACGGAAUGGCAAAAGCGAGGUCUUCCGCAUAUUCAUAUACUUUUAUGGCUUCAACAUCGCAUCACUCAAUUUGACAAUAUUAUUUGUGCUGAAAUACCUAACCCCGAUCGUGAUCCUGAGCUUUACGAAAUUGUUAAAAGUAAUAUGAUAGAUGGCCCCUGUGGAAGUUUAAACCGAAAUUUUCCAUGCAUGAAAGAUAAUUCGAGCAGCAAACGUUAUCGUAAGGCUCUUAUUAAGGAAACUCAAACCGGUGAUGAUGGUUAUCCGCAGUACAGGAGACGUUCUCUGGAUGACGGUGGAUUCUCUGUCAAUAUCAAGGGUGUUACAAUAGAUAAUCGUUGGGUGGUUCCUUAUAAUCCAGUGCUAUUAAGAACAUGUAAUGCUCACGUGAACGUAGAUUAUUGCCAUUCAGUGAAGUCAAUCAAAUACGUUUGUAAAUAUGUUAAUAAAGGGUCAGAUCAGGCUACGUUUACUUUAGAGAACGGGAAGGAUGGGAAGGAUGAAAUUACAACCUACGCAAGUGGUCAAUAUAUAAGUUCAGCUGAAGCAGUUUGGCGAAUCCUUGAAUUCCCAAUACAUGAGCGUUUUCCUCCUGUAUUGCACCUUGCUGUCCAUUUAGAAAAUGGACAGAGAAUUUAUUUUAAUGAGCAGAACUUGUGCGACAAAUUGAGUAGUCCUCCUACAACUACACUCCUCUCCUUUUUCGAUCUGUGUAACGUGGAUGACUUUGCAAAAACAUUGCUAUACUCGGAAGUCCCUGCGUAUUACGUUUGGGAAAAGUGA
Molecule: messenger RNA, 792 nt
Organism: Leptinotarsa decemlineata (Colorado potato beetle)
Lineage: Eukaryota; Metazoa; Arthropoda; Insecta; Coleoptera; Chrysomelidae
Source: RefSeq, a predicted model, not a curated record